Orycteropus afer afer is the source of this 744-nucleotide messenger RNA. NCBI's taxonomy places the organism in Eukaryota, Metazoa, Chordata, Mammalia, Tubulidentata, Orycteropodidae. The record is from RefSeq and is a predicted model, not a curated record.
AUGCGUGUCCCAGCAGGAAGCCCCUCCAGGAAGGCCUACAGCCCACACCCGGUUGCUGAGACGCCGCGGGCCAUGCGGACUCACCUCCCGCUUGCUGCCCCCGCGACGCAGACACUCCGAGUGGCCUCCACCACUCACCGUUCGGGGGAGCCCGGACGUCGCGUCUUCGCCGGCUCCGCCCCACCCCGCCCCGCCUCGCCUCGCCCCGCCCCGCCUCGCCUCUCCUUGCCGGGCCUUCUCGUCGCGAAGGUCCCGUCAUCAGUGACGUUAUCUUCACGCGACGCUGCGCCGCGGAUGACGUCGCGGGUGUUGCAGCUGGAGGGCUUCUGGCCAGUGGCGGUGCAGACUGCUCGUCCUCGGGGCCUCUUCCGGGGUAACGGUGAUGGUGGCAGCCUGCUGGGGCAGAGUCUCAUGCAGAGAGCUGCCCCCUCAUCUCACCACCUGCACACUUCUCUUGGUCGGGCUGACUGCAACAGGGCCUCAUUCACACGACUCCACCGGCAGGCCUAUGCACGCCUCUACCCUGUGCUCCUGGUCAAGCAAGAUGGCGCCACUAUCCACAUCCGCUACAGGGAGCCAAGGCGCAUGCUCGUGAUGCCUAUAGACAUUGAUAGCCUGUCUCCUGAGGAGAGAAAGUCUCGCUUCCGGAAACGUGAGGCCAAGUUCAGAGAAAAGAAGGAGGAGCCAGAGCUCAAGGAUGACUUUGAUAUGGAGCGGUACAAACGAUUUUGGACCAAAAAGUGA